AUGGCUGCGAGUCACAAGGCUCAGAAGCACAACAGCAACUACACUGCACUUUACACGCGGCCCUGCCCCUUCAUGCAGCGCAAGGGGAAAUGCCCCCGCGGCCGCGCUUGUCCAGAUUACCACACCGCAGCUCAGCAGAGGCGCGACCCGUAUUCACACUUUUACCUGCCCGUCGCAUGCCCGGCGCAGUUCGAAGGCUGCCCCCAAGGAGAACAGUGUAAAUACGCCCACACUGUGACGGAGCAGGAGUACCAUCCGGUACGGUACCGGACGUUUCUCUGCGUGAAGGCCGCGUGCAGGAAGGACGUUCGGGUGAGAGCAGUCUGUCCGCUGGCUCACAGCUCAGCGGAGAAGUGCCGGGCGCUCAGCCGGGCGGAAUACGAGCUGGCGUUCCUGAGCGGAAAGGCGGCUGAGGCGGAGACGGCAGAGGAGCAGCGGAGCUUCGAACAGAUGCAGCAAAAGGGGUACCCAAAAUUCUGGGAGCUUGGAUUGAACGGGACUCAACGGGUAGUCACGAAGCCGCUGCCUGAAGGUAGCGAGGAGUACAACCUGGUCUUCAGCCAAUUCAUUGGUCAAGGUGACGUCAUCCCGUCCGGCUUUCCGGCGGCCGUCCGCCGCAUCCUGCGCGUCCAGAACCCGGACGAGUACGACUACUACGCGCUCACGCGCGCCAAGGUCGGCGGCGAGCGCUGGCUCUUCCACGGCACCUCCGCCGACGCCGCCGAGCGCAUCGCCGCCGUCGGCUUCGACCGCUCCUUCUCGCGCCGCUGCGCGUUCGGCCCGGGCUGCUACUUCGCGCGGACUCCGUCCGUUUCCGUCCAGUACUGCGAUCCGGACGAGGACGGGGUGCAGCGCAUGUUCCUGGCGCAGGUCCUGGUGGGCACGUGGACGUCGACGCCCCGAGGGGGAUCCCCCCCCGUGGUGAAGACCGAAAGAGCGCCGGGGUAUGCCCGGUUUGACUCCGUGGUGGAUAGUGAAUUCAACCCAGACAUCUUCGUCGUGUUCCAGGAUCACCAAGCGUACCCCGCGUAUCUGAUCGAGUUCACGGUGUUGUCUCCGGGGUCCCCCUCGCUCAACCCGCAGCGUGCCGGCACCGCAAACCCAACCGCUAACCAGCUGACCUCUAACAAGAGUGCGAGUUCCAAUGCUAACCCAAGUGCUUAUCCGAGUACUAACCAGAGCGGGGCCCCGAGCCAAAGCGUGAGUUCGGCCCCGCUGCAGCCUUCGACCACGACAACUUCGCUGACCAAUCCGGUGGCGAGCUCGAGCGCAGGGACUGCGGAUGCGGACGGUGCGGGGGGGUCUUCGGACGGGAGCCCCUUUCCGGCGGCGAGCAACGGGGGCGGUGCAUCGACCAAAGUUUCCGUGCCUCACCGGUGGUUCUGCUUUGGGCCAACAGGACGUUCAAAGGAAGAAGGGCACCGGCGAAGGGCGUUCAAGCGGCCGUUCGGGAAUUCACGUGGUUUGUUUCGGAGUGCAGCGGCAGGCUCGGGGCUUGCAGUCGGGAGCAGCGACCAGCCAGCCGUCAAAGCAACAAACUAA
Klebsormidium nitens is the source of this 1542-nucleotide messenger RNA. The record is from the annotation of a GenBank genome assembly. Lineage: Eukaryota; Viridiplantae; Streptophyta; Klebsormidiophyceae; Klebsormidiales; Klebsormidiaceae.